Molecule: messenger RNA, 1087 nt
Organism: Hydractinia symbiolongicarpus
Lineage: Eukaryota; Metazoa; Cnidaria; Hydrozoa; Anthoathecata; Hydractiniidae
Product: retinol dehydrogenase 12-like
Exons: 2
Coding region: 24-893 (289 amino acids)
Source: RefSeq, a predicted model, not a curated record
GUCCACAAAUACAAAAAAAUAGAAUGGCAACAUACAAUGGAAAGGUUGCUCUUAUAACUGGAGCCAAUGCUGGCAUUGGAAAGGUUACUGCUUUAGAAUUGGCUAAGAAAGGCAUGCGAAUUAUCAUGGCUUGUCGAAAUUUGGAAACAGCUAAAACAGCGCAAGAGUCUAUUAUAAAAGAAAGUUGUAAUGAAAAUGUUGAGGUGAAAAGGUUGGAUUUGGGCUCACUGGCAUCGGUCAACGAAUUUGCCGACGAAAUUGUCAGCAGUGUAGAGAAAAUAGACUACCUUAUCAACAAUGCAGGUGUAAUGUCCUUGCCUUUUACGCUGACAGUCGACGGGUUCGAAAGUCACAUAGGAAUCAAUCAUUUUGGUCACUUCCUGUUAACCCUUCGGCUGCUGGAUUUAGUGAAGAAAGCAGAUUGUGCCCGUAUAGUUAAUGUAAGCUCUAUGGCUGGUAAGGCUGGCAAGUUGAGAUUUGACGAUAUUCAUUUUUCAAAGGGAUCAUAUUGGUCUUACUCUGCGUAUGCACAAAGUAAGUUGGCCAACAUGUUAUUCACUGUUGAGCUUGCCCGAAGAUUAGCCGAAACCAAUGUGACAGCCUAUGCCGUCCACCCAGGAGUGGUUGAUACACCUCUUUAUCGUAACCAAUGGAGCAUCUCAAAGGUAGUGAUGUGGCCAAUUAAAAAACUUUUUAUGAAGACACCGGAACAAGGUGCGGAAACCACACUGUAUUGCGUUUUAGAAGAAGGAAUCGAAAAACUAAGUGGGAAGUAUUUUGCUGACAGCAAGUUGAGCAGCGUGCCAGCUAAAUGCGAAAAUAAAGACCACGCGUUGAGACUAUGGAACCUAAGCAUGAAGACUGUUGGGUUAUCUGAAGGUGGCGAAGAGUAAACUUUUACAUGCUUAUUUUUUUACAAUUUGUUGCAAUAUGCAUUAUUUCUUUGUAAUUUCUUUCUCGUCGAUUUUCUCAACCAUUUUUUUACAGAAUUAAUCUAUAUCUAUUAGUGUACUUUUUACCACUUCGUGAAAAUCUACAUUGGUUGGUUGUAUAUGUUGGAGUUGACUAAGAAAACUUAGGAGUUUCC